AUCCUUGCUGGCACCUUUCUGGAUAUUCUGGUGAACCUUGUUAAGAAUUCAGAGAAACUGUCACGUGACAAAGACAGAUCCAGUCUUAAGGCUUACGCACAUUCCAUCCACCACAUCCGAACAAUGUCCUACGUUUUUGUAAAUGAUUCUUCUCAGACUAAUGUACCCUUGCUACAGGCCUGUAUUGAUGGAGACUUUAAUUACUCCAAGAGGCUUUUGGAAAGUGGCUUUGACCCAAAUAUUCGUGACAGCAGGGGCAGAACAGGCCUUCACCUUGCAGCGGCCCGAGGGAAUGUAGACAUCUGCCAGUUGUUACAUAAAUUUGGUGCUGAUCUCCUGGCCACUGAUUAUCAGGGAAACACAGCUCUUCAUCUCUGUGGCCAUGUGGAUACUAUUCAAUUCUUGGUUUCCAAUGGACUCAAAAUUGAUAUUUGCAACCAUCAAGGUGCUACACCCCUAGUUCUGGCAAAGCGCAGGGGAGUGAAUAAAGAUGUCAUCCGAUUGCUGGAAUCAUUGGAAGAACAGGAGGUAAAAGGAUUUAACAGAGGAACUCACUCAAAACUAGAGACCAUGCAGACAGCUGAGAGUGAAAGCGCCAUGGAAAGCCAUUCCCUCCUCAAUCCCAACCUGCAGCAGGGUGAGGGGGUCCUGUCCAGCUUCCGCACCACGUGGCAGGAGUUUGUAGAGGAUCUGGGCUUCUGGAGGGUGCUGCUCUUGAUCUUUGUCAUCGCUCUGCUGUCUCUUGGCAUCGCCUACUAUGUGAGUGGGGUGCUGCCCUUCGUGGAAAACCAGCCUGAACUGGUGCAUUAAAGGAGCUCCCAGGAGAGGAGACGGAUGCCAGUGUCCUGGCUUCCAGUGUUUGUUCUCAGUUUCUUAAAAUCUCUUAGUGCAAAGCAGUGAGGGCUGUACUUUUGUUUCUUUUUGCAUUUUUACACAUUGUAAUCCUUUUAGAAGAACAACCUGUCUGUUGGAACUAACUACAUACUGUAGUCAAGGAUACUGUCCUAAAGCUGCCUCCAACUCAGCCUGACUUCUUAGGAAAGGCUCUGCAAAGCCUUGUUUGACAAAGAUGUGGCAUUGGCUAAGGAAUGAGAGAUAGAGGAUGAGACUAGGAAAUCCUUGCUACAGAAACCUUAACCUAAUAUAAGACCAACUAGGGUGAAAUGUUUAAAGUUCGUCUUAUAUGAUUAGUUGUGGUUGGUAGUUUCAUUUUGUUUUUGUUUAUUUUUUCAAGAGCUGCUUUUCACUCUUUACUUUCUCUGGGGAAUAGUAGGGUAGGGGGAAAUGAAACCUUCAGCUUAAAACUUGAAGUGCUUUUUUCAGAUUUUGUAGUGCAAAUCAGUAUUGUUGGGACCUGUUUGGUUUAUUUUAACAUUUUCAAGUCUAGUCACAAACCAAACAGAACUUUUGAAAAGGAACUGUAUUUUCCUCAAAAAUGAUUGAUUUGAUCUUAUAUUUAUUUGUUUUUAAGAUAAGUUUGAUUUUCUUUUGUAAGCUGCUUUGCUUGUUGUUAGUGUCUAUGAAAAAUGAACUUGAGAAUUUUCAGCUGAGAAACUUUUCAUUUCACCCGAGUGUUUAUUUCAAAAAUAGUCUAUUCAUCAAAAAUACAGUUGGAAAACUCUUUCUACUCAGUAGUUAGCCGGAAUAAAUAUUUCUGAUGUUUAAUGUCACUGUAAUUCUGUAGUACCAUUAUGUGAAAAAUUCAGUUCGAUAAGCUAGCUGUGUUGUCAUGAUUAUAUCAUAGUUCAUAAUUUUUUCAUUUUAUGUGCAAUCCUCUUUAGAGGCCCUGUUAGAAUUGUCCUAACAAUCCCAUCCAUGUCAGUUGUUCUCUGAUGGAAAGAAUGGAUGGAGCAUUUCUGAGUUAACAGUGCUGAGCAGUAUUGUACCAGGUGUCAUAAACUCUUUAUGAAUGGUAAUAUUAUGUAAAUUGAAAUCUGGCCCCCAAACCAUAUUGCAGCUUUCUGAAGUGUGUUUGAAGGCCUCUUGUUAAUGAUUCUGCUAUGUUUAUAUCAUAUUAUUGGGUUAUUAAAAAAAAGGAUAUGAAGACUUGAUAAUUAUUCAUUAGGUAUAGUCAGAAAAUUGUGGUGAAAGAACUAAUGGUUUUAUUUUUUAGAACAUAGUCAUCUAAGCUACUGCUAAUUGAAUUGUUGCUAGAAUUAGAAAUUGUAAUUUAGAAUAGAAUUGGUAUUUCUGUGAUUCUUUUUGCUUCUUAAUAUUUUCUCUUUUGCAUUUUUAUAUCUAGGAUUGAGGCAUUUUCUUUCAUGUGACUUUAUCCUGUCUUAAAGAGCUGUUCUGGAAUUUCUGAUUUACCUGACUGCCUCAGAGUCAGCUCAUAGCAUCUUGCUUUUAGAUUAGCUGCAAACAAAAUUAAUCAUACUUGAUGUAAAUACAGCAAAAAACAGUGGACAUUAGAAUGGAGAACACUUCAGAUUAAAAGCUUUGGAAUUAGCUUUAUAUUUGUUUGUAACUCUAAACAGAUGUGUAAAAUUGGUUAACAUAUAUGUAAAUAUAUUGCAUUUUUAAAGAUUAAUGUUUCCUUUUAAGUGAUGAUUUCUUUGUAUUCUGUUCUCUGCACUCAGUACUCAAUAAUAUUACCAAUAAAUAUAUUUAUAAUCUGUUAAUCACAA
Messenger RNA from Odocoileus virginianus texanus, 2627 nucleotides. The record is from RefSeq and is a predicted model, not a curated record. NCBI's taxonomy places the organism in Eukaryota, Metazoa, Chordata, Mammalia, Artiodactyla, Cervidae.